CCAAAAAUGUUUACGGAGAUUCAAGCAUAGAGUCACACUUUGACAUUCAAGCAUGGACGGUUGAAGGUUAACUACACAGUAAGAGAAAUCUACUCAUUGAUAUUUUAAGUUGUAUUGUGUCAUUGACCAAUGAAGAAAUCUCCAAACAAGAUGAUGAGAAGCUAGCAGAGCAACUCCACAAACUUCUGAUGGGCCAAAGGUAUUUGAUUGUCAUUGAUGACCUUUGGACGGAAGAGGCAUGGGAUGAAUUGAGUAGAUAUUUUCCAGAUGAUAGAAAUGGAAGCCGAGUUCUGAUAACUACUCGAUAUAUGCAACUGGCUAACUAUGCUAGCAGGUCAGGUAUGUACAUUUUCAGAACACGUUUUCUGAAUCUAGUUGAAAGCUGGAAUUUAUUAAGCAAAACUGUGUGUAAUGGAAAAUGUAGUCUACCCCCUGAAUUGGAGUUAAUAGGGAGACACAUUGUUGAGAAAUGUAUGGGAGUGCCACUAGUAAUUGUUUUAAUUGGUGAACUUCUGGCCACACUCAACAACUCACAAAGGCAGUGGGAGGAUAUUCUGUUGACCAUUUCAUCAUUCAAGGAUCCUUUAGAGCUCUUGUCUUGUGUAAUAGAAGUUUGCUUCAACUCUUUGCCUACUCACCUAAAACCUUGUUUUCUUUAUUUCGGAGUUUUUCCUGAUAAUACCGAAAUUCAUGUGAAAAAGUUGAUAAAGUUAUGGGUAGCUGAAGGAUUUGUAAACCCGGAGAUGAACAAGAGUUUAGAAGAGAUAGCUAAUGAUUAUUUGUGUGAUCUUAUCAAUAGAAGGCUUGUUCAAAUUCACAAGAGGAGUUUGGAUAGAAAAAUCAAAUCAUGUAUGCUUCACGAUAUAUUAUUUGUAUUUUGCUUGAGAAAAGUAAUUAAGGAGGGUAUUAUGAUGGUUAGUACGAUGGAAGAUAACAAGUUUCUUAAAGGGCAUCAUCGUUGGGUAAGUUGUCAAUAUGGUUGUUCGUCAGUUACUACAAGUUAUUUUACUCACUCAUCACAUAAAACCCGUUCCAUUUUCUACUUUGAGAAAGAUCUAUAUCUUGCAAAGUGUUGGUCGAUAUUCUUAUCUUUGAAGUUGUUAAGAGUAUUGGACUUAUCACUAAUAAAAUAUUGGCUUGGCAUGCCUAGCGAGAUUGUGAAUUUGGUUCAUUUAAGAUAUUUAGCUUUAACAACUAUAGGUUCUGUUUGUAACUCUCAAUUGUUUAAGCUCCAACGUUUGCAAACUCUGAUUUUCUCGGCGUGGACAAAAGAGUAUCAAUUGCAACUGCCAUGUGAUGUUUUGGAUUUGCCAUCGUUAAGGCAUGUGCGCUUUGACAAGGGAUCUUCAUAUUAUCUCCCAAACUUUGUUCAAGAAAACUUACAAACUCUUUCAUGGUUCAAAGUUACCGGCCAGGACUCAAGAACAAUAGACUUUACAAAAGUUCCAAACCUGAAGGAAUUGGGGAUCUACAUUGAAGGUGAAGUUUUGCCUAAUGCUCUUGACAGCCUUGCUCAGUUACAUCAACUUGAGAAGUUAAAGGUUAAAACGGGAAGGGUGGAGUGGAUUAAUCUCCCAAAUUGUUUUCCAUCAAAACUCAAGCAAUUGACCCUUAGUAACACGUAUCUUUCAUGGGAAGAUAUGGACAUUAUUGGCAAGUUACCCAACCUUGAAUUACUCAAAUUGAAGGAUUUUGCCUUUUGUGGCCCAAAGUGGAAACCAAGAGAUGGGGGGUUUCUACAACUAAGGUUCUUCCUUAUUGAGCGCUCUGAUCUUGAACAUUGGAACGCAAAUGCAAUCCAUUUCCCAGUUUUGGAACGUCUAGUUCUAAGAUAUUGUUGGGACUUGAAAAAAGUUCCAAAUGAUUUUGAGGAGGUUUGUACAUUGCGAUUAAUUGAGUUAGACAAUUGUUGUUCUUCACUUGUGACUUCAGCAAAGGCGAUCCAACAAGCGCAACGAGACUUGGGAUAUGAAGGACUUGUUCGUGAUGUAACUAAGAUUGAGCUGCCAACCAAUGAAAGCUCGGAAAAAAGGAGUGAGUAUGCAAUUUGAUAAUUUUGUGUUUGAGGAAAUCUGAUUUAACCAAGGGAAUCAUAUACAAGUUACAAUGAUGCAUUGGCUUCAUUCUCAGAAAUGCAUCCUGGCUGCCUGAAGUUGUGGUGUUCUCAUUUGCAGCUUGUUUGUUAUUACAAUGAUAUUGAUGUUGGAGUUUAUCUUCAAUAAUGUGGUUGGUUAUUGUAUUUGAUAUGUUGGAAUAUUUCAUAAGUGAUAGUCUAUUACUGGAUUGUGAGAUUCAUUGAAGUGUUAGUGUUAAAUAUGAUUUGGUAUUUGGUUGA
Ipomoea nil (Japanese morning glory) is the source of this 2335-nucleotide messenger RNA. Its product is annotated as putative late blight resistance protein homolog R1A-10. Bases 189 to 2051 code for a protein of 620 amino acids. Gene Ontology annotation, molecular function: ADP binding. NCBI's taxonomy places the organism in Eukaryota, Viridiplantae, Streptophyta, Magnoliopsida, Solanales, Convolvulaceae. The transcript is spliced from 3 exons. Gene Ontology annotation, biological process: defense response to other organism. The record is from RefSeq and is a predicted model, not a curated record.